Messenger RNA from Drosophila obscura, 780 nucleotides. RefSeq lists its product as uncharacterized. The transcript is spliced from 2 exons. Bases 53 to 607 code for a protein of 184 amino acids. The record is from RefSeq and is a predicted model, not a curated record. NCBI's taxonomy places the organism in Eukaryota, Metazoa, Arthropoda, Insecta, Diptera, Drosophilidae.
GAAUCAAGCAAUAAAUAGGUUGAAUCCACUCAACGACAGGGACAGAAAGAAAAUGAAGUGGAUACUGGCAGUAUUAUUAAUCCAAUUGCUGCACAAUAUUUCGUGCGAGCAAUCCUAUGUGGUGACCAAUGAGAAACUGGAGCCCUUCGAGGGCGACUCCGAGACUCUGGUGUUAUUCGAUACCCUGAAGACCACGGGCCGGGAGCGAGCCCUCAAUGGUUCAUUCAAAUUUCUGGGCGAGAUGAAUAACGACGACUUUAAGGUGUCCGUCGAGCUCUACUCCAGUCCCAAUGGGGAUGGUGACUUUAAGCGCAUGGCCAUGGACGUGCCACAGACCAGCAUCUGUGAGUGCUUCAAGAAGUUUUAUGUGCAGUUCGUUCAACCUUCGCUGAAACAGGGUGAAACCACCAAUUUUCCCACUGUCGAUGAGGACACGUGUCCAAUACCGGAGGGCGAAUACUACAUUAAGAAUGUCCUCUUCAACACGGAGGACUGGCCGCAGCAAGUCCCGCGGGGCAUUCUUAAGGCGAUCAUAACAUUCUUCAAUGAUGGAAAAAAUGUUGGAGGUCUAAUUGUGGUCGUCAAGAUUGAGGAUCGUCAGAGCUAGAUCCGAGUAUCGUUUGAGUGGUGGACGGGAGUGAUUCUUAGCAGAUACGAAUUUUGAAACGGAUGUGAAAAUUUGUUGGCGGUUUCAGUUUUUGCUUUGAGGGUGAGAGACGUUUAUAUUUUUAUUACCUUAUAUUCAAAUUGUCAUUAAAUAAAAGUCUUUGAAAGCGAAAA